Molecule: messenger RNA, 477 nt
Organism: Porites evermanni
Lineage: Eukaryota; Metazoa; Cnidaria; Anthozoa; Scleractinia; Poritidae
Source: the annotation of a GenBank genome assembly
AUGUUGCUUUCCACAAAUCAGAUGUCAUAUGUACAUAGUUUAGAUAAGAACCGACCAGCUAUUACAAUCUCAGAUAGUACAUUAGAAUAUGUAAAUGUAAGUAAGCUUCUUGGUGUCCAUUUCCACCAGCAUCGUAAUUGGGAUGAGCAAGCAACGUGCAAGAACUGUUACGGAACAAUACAAAUAAUAAGAAAACUUAAGAGCUUUGCUGGUUAUAGACUCAGAAAGCACUUAGUGGAGUCACUGGUGCUGUCAAAACUUGACUAUUGUGACACUGUCUAUUACCCUUUGCCGGAAUUUCAACUAAAACGUUUACAACGUGUCCAGCUAGUAGCUGCUAGUUUUGUCCUGAAUAGGUAUGUAAAUGACAUUAACGAUAUUGUUAAGAUAGGGUGGUUACCAGUAAGACAGCGAAGAGAUUUCCACGUUCUCAAACUCGUUCACCAAGCUUUGUACUCCCCCAGCUGGCCGUCUUAC